AUGUUUUAGGUUAAAGAAAUUAGAAAUAAAUUGGAGAACAAUUAAUGGGCUACUUUUUUAGAGGAUAUCUAAAUUUUGGAAGUAGAAAACAAGAUUAAAAUUGAUAAGAGAAACAAUAAAAUUUAAAUGAGAAAUUUCAUUGGAUAAAUACCUUAAGACUUAGAAGAAACAUUUAAUAAAAUAUUUGAUUUUAUAAAAAUCUGGAGUUUGUUAGAAACUUAAAAUCUCAUUUAUCACAGAGGAUUUAGAAAAUAUUGA
This is a messenger RNA of Paramecium sonneborni, 258 nucleotides long. The record is from the annotation of a GenBank genome assembly. Lineage: Eukaryota; Ciliophora; Oligohymenophorea; Peniculida; Parameciidae.